Molecule: messenger RNA, 3074 nt
Organism: Hyla sarda
Lineage: Eukaryota; Metazoa; Chordata; Amphibia; Anura; Hylidae
Product: calcium-activated chloride channel regulator 1-like
Exons: 14
Coding region: 113-2734 (873 amino acids)
Biological process (GO): chloride transport
Molecular function (GO): intracellularly calcium-gated chloride channel activity
Source: RefSeq, a predicted model, not a curated record
GCCGGAGAUAGGCUGAGCGGCAGUGUGACGUUUUCGGCCCCGGCACCAGGAAGAGGAUCACGUUGGAGACCAGAGUGGGUUACCGAAGGCACCGGGAGAGCGAAGGAAGAACAUGUUAAAAGAGUCCACAAGUUAUUUGUUCUCUGCCACGAAGAAUAGGCUCUUCAUACAGAGCGUCAAGAUCUUAAUUCCAAUUACUUGGAAAAAAAAUGUCAACUAUCUCAAAACAAAAACUGAAACGUAUGAAAAGGCUGAUGUCAUUGUUGCCAAACCACACCUGAAGAAUGGAAAUGACCCAUACACCUUACAGUACGGCCAGUGUGGGGACAAAGGGGUUUAUAUUCAUUUUACCCCAGAUUUCCUGGUAGAUGAUCAACUACUGUCAGUAUAUGGACCUAGAGGAAGAGUCUUUGUCCAUGAGUGGGCUCACCUCCGAUGGGGGGUCUUUGAUGAGUACAAUCCAUUAACUCCCUUCUACAUUGAUAAUAAUCGUAAAAUAGAAGCUACAAGAUGUCCAGCUGGACUUCAAGGUGUCGCUGUUAAACAAUGUACAGGAGGCUCGUGUCUGUGCACUGAAAAAGACAUAGAUGUAGAGACGGGACUGUAUAAAGAUGGAUGUGUAUUUGUUCCUGAUAAAAAUAUUGCUUCCAAACACUCCAUAAUGUAUCUGCAGGCGGCACAAAGUGUAUCUGAAUUUUGUGAUGCUCAGAGUCACAACACAGAAGCUCCAAAUUUACAAAACAGAAUGUGCAACUAUCACAGUACAUGGGAGAUCAUCGAGAACUCAACCGAUAUCAAGAAUACCCCAGUAUCAUCCACAAAUGUUCCUGAACCCAUUGUCACUCUUAUUCGGUCAUCAGACAGGGUGGUCACCUUAGUGUCUGAUGUUUCAGGAAGUAUGGGCGCAAGUGAACGAGACUUAAGACUGGUCCAGGCUGCGGAAGUUUUUAUCAUGCAAAUAGUUGAAGAUGGAUCACAUGUUGGGAUUGUGGAGUUUUCCAGUGCUGCUGUAGUCAUUUCACCCCUGGUGCAAAUAUUUAGUACCGCCCAACGUGAGCAACUAAAAAAACUUCUAAAAAGGAAAGCAGGUGGAGGAACAAACAUAUGUGAUGGCAUUCGGAAAGGUUUUGAGGUAAAUAAAGGAACCAGUGACAAGUCCACAUAUGGUACUGAAAUAGUGUUACUGUCAGAUGGAGAAGAUUCCAGCUUUCCAUCAGUUUGUUAUAAUGAGAUAAUAAACAGUGGAGCCAUCAUUCAUGUCAUCGCUCUUGGACCCAGUGCAGCAGCCGCUCUUGAGAAAGUUGCAGAUGACACAGGUGGCUCGAAGUAUUUUGCUUCAGACAGCUUCAGUGCCAAUGGUUUGAUUGAUGCUUUUACUUCAAUGGCAUCUGGAGCUGGGGACAUCAGUAAACAGACUAUUCAGCUGGAGAGCACGGCUUCAACGCUUUCAAGCAAGAAUUGUUUAAACGGCACCGUGUUUAUUGAUAAAACGGUGGGGAACAACACCUUCUUCCUGGUCACUUGGCAAUCUGCAGUCCCUAUUAUUAACCUAAAGGAUCCAAAAGGAAAUAUAUAUACAGCAGCAAAUUUUAAAAGUGACUCGGCCACCAAGUCCUCCAGACUAGAAAUUAAUGGGACUGCUGAGGUGGGACCUUGGGAAUACAGUCUGUGUAAUGGUCUUUCAUCAUCUCAAGCGAUAGGGAUAACUGUGACCUCCAGGGCUGCAAAUGAGAGUGUUCCUCCUGUAGUCGUAAAUGCCCAUAUGAAUCAAGACACCAUUAACUACCCCACUCCACCAAUAAUCUACGCCUCUGUUAGUCAAGGUCUAGUGCCUGUGAAAAAUGUAAAGGUUACCGCCAUCAUUGAGGCAGUUAAUGGACAAACAUCGACUAUAGUUCUCGACGAUGAUGGAGCAGGUGCUGACAUUGCUAUGUAUGAUGGUAUCUACUCAAAAUACUUUACAUCUUUCACUCUCAAUGGAAGAUACAGUUUGAAAGUGCGCGUUGAAAGCACCAAAAAUAAGGCUCGACUGGUACUACCAAGGAAUCGGGCUCUCUACGUGCCAGGCUAUGUGGACAACGGAGUGGUCACCAUGAAUCCACCAAGACCUGUAAUUGACGAAGAAGAACUUGUCGUGGAGGCAUUUAGCCGAACUGCAUCGGGUGGAACCUUUGUGAUGUCUAAUAUACCACCUGUACUUCCGACAGAUAUUUUUAAACCAGAGAAAAUAACCAACUUAGAGGCAAAAAUAGUGGAUGAUGUUGUUGUUUUAGCCUGGACAGCCACCGGUGAUGAACUGGACCGUGGGACUGCUACGAGCUAUGACUUGAGGAUGAGCGUUAACCCUAAAGACCUUAGAGACAACUUUAAUGGAGCAACUAAAGUGAACAUUUCCAGUAUCUCCCCACAAGAAGCUGGGAACCGAGAAACAUUCUCAUUCGUGCCAGAAAAUGUUGUUAUAGAAAAUGGGACCAUUCUUUUCUUUGCUUUAGUCGCUGUUGAUAAAGCCAAUAAAAGAUCAGAUGUGUCUAACAUAGCCCAGGCCGCUCUUGUCCUCCCACCACCACCGGCUCCGACAACUGGACCCACAAAUAACAGUUCAGACUGGUUGACUAUAACCACAAUGACAUUGAUAGUAUGUUCUACCGUCAUCCUUAUCUGCAUCAUUAUAAGUAUCACUACCUGUAUCGUCAGCUGCCAGAGGAAGAAGAAGUAUAAAGAGAUGCGAGUAUGAGAAAAUGAGUAUUGUAUUUACUACUAUGGGUUAACAUUCGGCCAGACGAAAUACUAUCCAUAGUACAAAAUGGUCCCUUCCCUUCGUAUGCCCUUGUUAGUCUGUGUUAUCUGCUCUGCCAUAUGAUCAGGAAUAAACGCACUUUCUGAUUUACAGCAACAAGGGUGAGUGCCGUCAUUGACUGUGUUCUAACUUUGGACUGUUCCGAUACCUCAUUAUUGUACGAGCACCAUCAAACUGUGCUGUUUGACGUCACUGCUGAUUGUUAUAGUGUGCAGUGCCCGCACCUUACUCUGUCAUAUACAUUUGUUAACAUUAAGCUAGGGCUUCCAUGAUAAAC